AUGUCUCUUAAGAUCGAAAGACUGGUUGACGAAGACCGCCGUCCCGAACCGUUUGCAAUCGAAACCUCGCGUCUGAUCCUUCUGCCUUCUUAUCUUGCUAUUGAAAAUCCUGCCUAUCGUCAUUUGUACUCAUCGUUACACGGCAUGGCUAAGUUUACAACAAUGGCUUUCGGUCCUGACUGGGGGAUCAGACAUUGGGAUAACAAAGCCAUCUCUUCCAUCAUCCAACGUGAAAUCGACGCAUCUUGGCGCGUCCGAGGAAUCGGGGAUUUUGCUGUUAGUUUGCGACACAACAUUCCCGUCCCUUCUAGCGAGAAGACAGUCACAAGCCAAGACUUGAAGGUUCUGGAGAUGUGCAAGGCACAGGAACUAGAAGAUGUAGAGUGGAUAGGCUACGUAGGCGUCCGCGAUGCAACAACUACGUCUAUGCCCAGGGCAGAAACUCAUCAUCCUACGUUACGGCCAUGGAUUCAGAUGGUCGAGCUGCGAUACGGGUUCCAUCCGGAUGUUUGGGGCAAAGGGUAUGGUAGUGAAGCUGCAGAAGCAGUGAUGUGGUGGUGCGAGAAGCAUAUCGGAGCGCAAAGGUUCGUCGCAGAGACAGAGAUUGCGAAUGUGGGGAGCGGCAGGAUAUUGAGAAAAUCUGGGUUUGAGGAGAUAUGUGAGGACAAGGAAGUGAUAUGGGGUCUGAGAGGAAAGAAGGAGUGGGAGCGGUGGGCAGCUGGCAUAAGUCGUCCAGAACGUGGUCCUAUCAUUCAGCCGGAUUCUCAACCGGACCCAUAG
This is a messenger RNA of Aureobasidium melanogenum CBS 110374, 780 nucleotides long. RefSeq lists its product as uncharacterized. The transcript has a single exon. NCBI's taxonomy places the organism in Eukaryota, Fungi, Ascomycota, Dothideomycetes, Dothideales, Saccotheciaceae. Bases 1 to 780 code for a protein of 259 amino acids. The record is from RefSeq and is a predicted model, not a curated record. Gene Ontology annotation, molecular function: acyltransferase activity, transferring groups other than amino-acyl groups.